AUACCCCCUCCUCCCCCCUUCACUACACCACAACAACCUCUCUCUCUCUCUCUCUCUCUCUCUCUCUCUCUCUCACUCAAACUCUCUCUUUCUCUCUCUCUCUCUCUAUCGCUCAAAUGGCCAUCAGGAAAUCAAACAAACUCCCCCAAGCAGCAGUCAUCAAACAAAUCCUCAAGAGAUGUUCCAGCUUGGGUAGAAAACAAGGCUACGAGUCAGAUGAUCAAGGCCUUCCAAUGGAUGUCCCCAAAGGCCACUUCGCCGUCUACGUCGGCGAGAAGAGAAGCCGCUUCAUCGUCCCAAUCUCCUACCUAACUCAUCCCGAGUUCCAGAACCUCCUCCAGAGAGCCGAGGAGGAAUUCGGCUUCGAUCACGACAUGGGUCUUACCAUCCCUUGUGAAGAAGUUGUCUUCCGAUCUCUAACAUCGAUGCUGAGUUGAAUGAAUAUCAAGAAACAAAUGGAGAUGAUGAUGAAGAUUAUCUAGAAAAAGAUUAUAUGGCUCCUUUCUUUCUUUCUUUUGGUGUAAUUACACUCUGACCCAUCACCCAUGAAAUUUUUUCUGGGUUAGAUUUGUAUAAAAAAAAAUGUAAGGUUGAGAUUUACUUACAGUGGUGUGCCCGUCCUGUGCGCCCUGUGAGAAGAUUAAUGGAUCAGUUUAAGAGGGUGAUUCCUUGUUUUGAAAUUCA
This is a messenger RNA of Magnolia sinica, 684 nucleotides long. Its product is annotated as protein SMALL AUXIN UP-REGULATED RNA 12-like. NCBI's taxonomy places the organism in Eukaryota, Viridiplantae, Streptophyta, Magnoliopsida, Magnoliales, Magnoliaceae. The coding region runs from base 117 to 437 and encodes 106 amino acids. The transcript has a single exon. The record is from RefSeq and is a predicted model, not a curated record. Gene Ontology annotation, biological process: response to auxin.